Molecule: messenger RNA, 4433 nt
Organism: Melopsittacus undulatus (budgerigar)
Lineage: Eukaryota; Metazoa; Chordata; Aves; Psittaciformes; Psittaculidae
Gene: FANCA
Product: FA complementation group A
Exons: 43
Coding region: 11-4309 (1432 amino acids)
Biological process (GO): interstrand cross-link repair; regulation of regulatory T cell differentiation
Cellular component (GO): Fanconi anaemia nuclear complex
Source: RefSeq, a predicted model, not a curated record
UGCGGCUGUCAUGGCGGUGCCGGGCUCCGGGCCGUGGAGGGCCCUGCUGGCAGGGAGAGCCAGGAAACGGAGAAGUUCCUUUGGAAGCGGAGCAGAGCUUCAGGCAGCAGUGCUGCGCCUCCUGGAUCACCAUCAGAACCUGAACGACUUCCUCCUGGAGGUGCAAGAUUCAGUCAAGCCAGCUGGAAAGGAUGGCGCAGAGCACCAGGAAGCACCAUCAGAAUCCUUUUUAGUCUCUGUUCUGCAGGAACAGGCCUCAAGGUUGGGUGUGCCCACAGCAAUACUGUCAGCCAAAAAUGUGGUUACCAACAUUGAACGGAUCUGCCAGGCUUCUGCGAGCCCCUCUACAGUCCCACUGCUGAACCUGGACCAGAGAGAGCGGUUGUCUUCCUUGCUCCAAUCAGUCAAGGAUUUGCUGGAAAACAAUGUGUUCUCUCGCUCUUUCUUCUGUCAAGAAAUGUGGAAAAUGAAGGACCCUCCAGUGCUGGAAGCUGUGUGGCACCUGUACAGAGGCGAUGUCAUUGGACUGGGACAGCUGCUGGAGAGCAACCCAUCUGCCCCUGAUGCAGUGGAGUGGCUGUGCAGUGGCCUCUGUGCCCUCUGUGAACAGGCAGUGGAGUCCUCUGGGGACAUGGAGCUCGCUGGACACAUUCUCUCAGACUUUGCGAUCAUGUUUCUUCAGAAUGGCUUUCAGCAAAACUUGGAGCUGGGAAAGAAGAUGGAAUUCAAGAAGGUCCCCAAUAUCUGUCAUGCUGUCUUACAAAGAAUGUUGACAUGGGUGCUUGAUGCUGUUGGUAAAGAGAAGCAGGAAGAUGUUUCCACUCUGCAAGCUAGGAGGUUCUGGCUGAAUGUGUUCAGUGUGUCACUUUAUAACAGUGCAGUUCAUCCGGAUUCCUUGCAGCAGUUUUUCAGACACACCCUGAUCGAGGUCCUUACCUACAACCCAUUGUUGAAAGUGUCUGAUGCCAUCCACAUGCAGAAAGAGUGGAGCUUUACAAGAACCUGUUCACUGCUCACUACCUUGUAUCGCAAACUGUUUGUGGCAUUCAGUCCAAAGGAGUCAAUCUGCCAGCUGCAGCAAGUGCUGGAGACUCAUGAAGUGAACUGGCAGCAUGUUCUGUCCUGUGUUUCCACACUGGCAGUCUGUCAUGCUGAGGCUGAGCAGCUCUUCAAAGAUCUACUGAGCCAUCUUCUGACAAAGGCCUUUGGGAAUUAUGACGUGGAAAAUAUGAUCACAGCAUUCCUGAUAGCUCGGCAGGCUGCUCUAGAGGGCCCUGCUGUGUUCAUGCCUUACUCUAAAUGGUUUAAGGCUUCCUUUGGGAACGCUGGAAGUCACCACACGAGCAGUAAGAAAGCUCUGGUCUUCCUCUUUGAAUUCUUGUCAGAGCUGGUGCCCUUUGAACCAGCACAGUACCUGAAGGUCCAUAUAAUGUACCCACCUUUUGUGCCAUCGAAGCAUCGGUCUGUUCUCUUGGAGUACAUUGCUUUGGCUAAAACCAGACUGGAUGACCUCAAGGUUGCUAUAGAAGAUAUGGGGCUCUACGAAGACUUGUCAUCCAGAGAUGAGUCUGUGCAGCCCCAGGGCCAGGCACUUCAUGAUGUUGAAAAGGCCCUUCAGAUAUUUGAAAACACAAGGAAGAUCCCAACAUCUGUGAUAGAAGCCAGUAUUUUCAGGCGACGGUAUUAUACUUCCUGGUUCCUUCCUGCUUUGCUCAGGCCACGCGUGCUCCCUAAAACCCCAGAUGUGCUCAUGGCUUUUAUAGAUUCUUUAAAGAGAGCUGAUAAAAUACCCUCCAACUUGUACUCGACAUACGUGCAAGCCUGUGGUGCUAUGAAAAAGAAAAUGUUACAAGAUGGGUCUCAAGCAGGGACCAGCCAUUCCAAAGAGCCUGUGGAGCAGCUGAAGGCUGACCUGGCUGAACUAAGAGUGCUGAUUGUGGAGCAGGCUAAGCAGGAAGAUGUGCUAGCACAGAUUGCAGUGGUUUCCGAUAGACUGGCAAGAGUCUUUUGUCACAGCAGUGAUGAGAGUGAAGCUGCUGCUUUGCAUUCUCCAAUCCAAAUUGACAUUUCUGCUCCCAGGCUGGAGGCCUGCCAUCAGAGUGUUGUUGAUCUUCUGCUGACAUCAUUCUGCCAAAACCUAAUCGCUGCUUCCUACUUUAAUGCUCCUGACAGGCAGGGACCAUGUCUCUCCUUGUUUGUGAAGAUGAUGUGUGGACACAGGAAUCUCUUACCUUCGCUUCUGGGCAGGCUCUGCCAGCUUAUUUAUCAUCAGGGUCCUUCCCUGAAUAAUGCUCAUAUUUUAGGACUAGCAGCUUUUGUGGUCCACUUAAGUGAAUCCAGAGCUCUCAUUCCUGAAGUGCAAGUCAAUUUUGGGAUUUCUCAGCCUGUUCCUGCAAAGCUCCUUUCCCUUGCUGAGUUCUGGAACUGCUUGUUAGAGUGCAGGACGGAAGAAUCGUUUGCCUUCUGCAUGAGGUUUUGCACUGCAGCAGUAUCUUACUUUAUGUGCAAGUUUUCAUCCUGCUCUCAUGAGGAUUUAUGUGCCUUACUUCCUCCUACCCUUGUUAAAAAGCUGCAGUACAUUGUGCCACGGCUGAGCUUGGAAGCUCGGGGAAUCCUGUGCAAAGAGGCAAAAACUGACCCACUCUGGAAUUCCCUGUCACAUCCCUCUCUGAACUACAGAAGAGCCAGCCUCUGCUUAUGGAAACAAGCACGCUUUCAAGAGCUCCUGAAGGAAAAAGCAUUCCAGUUAUCUUUCAGAGAGUGGCUGCUAUUGGAGCUGGACGUGUGCUCUGAAAAGGAUAUUCUGUCUGCUUCAGAAAGGCAUGAUUUCCAUUAUUGGGCCAUUUAUCAGUGGUAUCUUCCUGCACCUUCUGCUUCUGGUGGCUGUGAUGGAGACCUGGAGAAGGCAUGUGGCAUUAUUAUCAAUACCAUUCUGGAUUCCUCACAAAGGUUGGACCUGGGUACCUGCAGCCGGUCAAAGACAGCUCUCAAUCCUGAUAUCUUCUGCAAGCUGCAGGAGCUGGUGCUGGAGCUGGGGUGUAGGCAGAGGUUGCUUUCUGACCGCAGCAAGCACUUCCUGUUGGAGAUUCUCCAAGAAAGACUGAAAGACAGAAAACCUGGCUCUGCUUUGGGUGAGCAGUUAUGGAGGCAGCAGGAGCUGCUGCUGCACAGAAGGAUCCUGGUGGGGCUCCCUGCAUCCACCCUGAUCAUAACAUGUCAGAAAGGAAAGAAAACAGUGUUGGACUGUGAAGACUUUUUCCGUUUUGUAAACUCAGAGCUGAAGAACGUCUGUUCCAGAGGGUAUGCACUCUCCUAUGACAUCACUUCUCACUUCUUCAGGGGCCUGCUUAAUGCCAGCUUGGGCUGCAGUAAAUUUGCAGAAGCAAUCAAUGAUGUUCUAACAGCGUGUCAAACUGACUGUCCCAUUGUGCUUUUGUCUGCAGCGCUUUGGUGGCCGAAGCUGGAGCCAGUACUUUGCUCUCAGUGGAAAAGACUCUUUGGAGUUCCACUUGCAGAAGAACUGGAAAGACUGAGGGAAUUGAAGUCCUCAGCUACCAGCUUCCUUUCUUCAGGACUGGCCUUCCCUCCCUCUGAGCCUCCUUGGAUUUCAGCUGCCUUCCUCCAUUGUGCUGUUCAGCAGCAAUCACCACGUGGACAAGACAGAGAGGCACUGAAGAGGCUGGGGACUGACACACAACAGCUUCUUGUUUCUCUACUGUUCUUCUCACUCAUGGAUCUCAUCUCAGCAAAAAUAGCACCAAAGGAAGGAGUGGAUUUUCAGAUGUCUCUGGAAUGGUCCCUGGAGAUCCUGAAGUGCCUGGAAGAGAGGGGUGCAUCCUGGCCACUGCUCUUCCAUUCAGAGAAAGGUGAGUCCUGCUGCCAAGGGUACUGUGUCCUGCGCAGUGCAGCCUCAGACCAUCACAUCAGGCUCCUGCCUCUUGCAUUCUACAGCCUCACCCCAGGCUUUCACCAGGAGCUGCUCACUCGGGAACAGACCUUCCUCUAUGUGGCACUCGAUUUCUACAUCCAGCUGCUUCAGCUCUUUGUGGAAGGGAAGGACCUGCCCCAGCCUGAUCAAGGGGGCCAGAGCUCAGACCCCACAGAGCAUGGGGAUCUCUUGGAGGUGAUCUCCACAGCCCGGCGGUUCCUGCUUGGUGCGAUCCCACACUGCCCUGCUGAAAGCUUUGGGAACAUACAACCGCUACUGGCCACCUGUGAAGAAUUUGACCAAGAGCUGGGAGCCACCCUCUUGCACAUCUUGAGACCCACUGCAGCCAUGGAGCUGGAUGAAGAACUGGUCCUGUUCUGAGACAGGCAAGGUGCCACCUUCCUCACUACUGCUCUUCCUUUCAGAUUACUUUGUAAAUAAUUUAUUACAAGCAUAACCAUGAAGCUUUUGUUACAAUAAAAAGUAGGUUACAAAUUUCAGUUUA